This is a messenger RNA of Staurois parvus, 312 nucleotides long. The record is from the annotation of a GenBank genome assembly. NCBI's taxonomy places the organism in Eukaryota, Metazoa, Chordata, Amphibia, Anura, Ranidae.
GCAGGGGAUGACCAGAGACUGCAGACAGUGCAGUGCAGGGGGGAUGACCAGAGACUGCAGACAGUGCAGGGGAUGACCAGAGACUGCAGACAGUGCCACACAGUGGGGAUGACCAGAGACUGCAGACAGUGCAGGGGAUGACCAGAGACUGCAGACAACAGUGCAGGGGAUGACCAGAGACUGCAGACAGUGAUGACCAGAGGGAUGACCAGAGACUGCAGACAGUGCAGGGGAUGACCAGAGACUGCAGACACAGUGCAGGGGAUGACCAGAGACUGCAGACAGUGCAGGGGAUGACCAGAGACUGCUGAC